Molecule: messenger RNA, 612 nt
Organism: Scedosporium apiospermum
Lineage: Eukaryota; Fungi; Ascomycota; Sordariomycetes; Microascales; Microascaceae
Exons: 4
Coding region: 1-612 (203 amino acids)
Molecular function (GO): FMN binding; NAD(P)H dehydrogenase (quinone) activity
Source: RefSeq, a predicted model, not a curated record
AUGGCUCCCAAGAUCGCUAUUGUUUAUUACUCGAUGUAUGGCCACAUCAAGCAGCUCGCCGAGGCCCAGAAGAAGGGUAUCGAGAAGGCUGGUGGUUCCGCCGAUAUCUUCCAAAUCCCUGAGACCCUCAGCGAUGAGGUCCUCGGCAAGAUGCACGCGCCUCCCAAGGCCCAGUAUCCCACCCUUGAUGACCCCGCUGUCCUAGCCGGAUAUGACGCCUUCCUCCUGGGUAUUCCCACCCGUUAUGGUAAUUUCCCUGCUCAGUGGAAGGCCUUCUGGGAUAAGACUGGCGGCCUGUGGGCCAAGGGUGGCUUCCACGGCAAGCUCGCCGGCCUCUUCAUCUCCACUGGCACUCUUGGCGGUGGCCAGGAGUCCACCGCCAUUGCCGCCAUGUCCACCCUCACUCACCAUGGCAUCAUCUACGUCCCUCUUGGUUACGCCCACACCUUUCCCCAGUUCAGCAACGUCAACGAGGUCCGCGGCGGCUCCGCUUGGGGCGCCGGUACCUUCGCUGCCGCCGACGGCUCCAGGCAGCCUUCCGCCACCGAGCUAGAAGUCGCCCAGAUCCAGGGCGAGCAGUUCUACAAGACCGCCGCCAAGCACUUUGGUUGA